CGCUCACCAAGACUCUGAACAAGCGCGUUCCCGAGCCUGUGACUAUUCUCGGCCGCCCAUUGGUCAUCUGGUUCGAUCAGGUGUCCGACCAAUGGCGGGUCUUCCAUGACCUCUGUCCUCACAGGCUAGCCCCGCUAUCAGAGGGGCGGAUCCACGAGUCAGGGCAGCUGCAGUGCUCCUACCACGGAUGGACGUUCUCAGGAGAAGGCUCGUGUGGGUUCAUUCCCCAGGCUCCCACGAACGGACCAGCGGUGAACGCCUCCCCUCGAGCAUGUGCGCGUGUGUAUCCCAGUCGGGUGCAUCAAGGCAUCAUCUGGUUCUGGCCGGACUGCUCCCCCUCCGCUGCUGCUGAAGCGGCUGCUGCACCGCCUCCCCCUUCUCUCCCUGAGUUUGACGAUCCGAGCUUUCGAUACGACACUGGCAUGGCAGACCUUGAAUAUGGCUACGAGAUGCUGAUGGAGAAUCUUCUGGACCCAGCACAUGUGCCCUUCGCCCAUCAUAAGUACCAGGGCGAUCGCAACAAGGCGAAGCCACUGCCGUCCAUGGUGGUAACCAGCAUCACCCCACGGGGCAUUGAGGGAACAAGCUUUUCGGACGGCCCAGCUGCUAUGGUGCCGCCCUGCACGCUCAUUCAGGAGCUGUAUAUUGGGGGGAAAGUGCCGGAGGGGUCGGGCAAGAAGCAAAAGACGGUGAUUCUCUUCUUCCACUGCAUUCCCCGCCUGCCCGGGCAGAGCCGCCUCAUCUGGUUCUUCCUCAACAAUGUCCUCCCGCCCUGGGUGCCCAUGCCCCCCGAGUGGUUUGUGCACCUGACUCGCAUGAAAGUGCUCGACACCGACCACCCCUUGCUGCACCUCACGGAGCGGCGGCUGGAGGAGGAGGGAGGGGCGGUGCAGGGAAUAAAGAGCUACUACACUCCCACGUCGGCCGACUCGUUUGUCUCGGCGUAUCGCUCCUGGCUGACCAGAUUUGCGGGCAGCAAGGCCCGUUUCCCCGCCUAUGUGGAUCCGAAGCUCCCCCCGGCCAAGUCAAGGCGGGAGAUUCUUGACAGGCAGCGCUUCCACGUGCGGCUGUGCCCCGACUGCCAGCGAGUGCAGUGCUGGUCCGACCGUCUCCGCAUCGCCCUCUGGGCUGCCGCCCUCCUCCUCCUCGCCGCCACCGCCUUGCUUCCCCUCGCCCCACCUGCUGUUCGGCAAGCUGCGGGCCCCACUGGUGCUGUUUUUUUAGCGGCGGCUGCGGUGGUGUGUGCUGCGGUUGCGCACUGGUUGAAGGGGUUUAUUGAGAAGAACUAUGUGUAUGAAGACUUUGUGCAUGCACUCUGGUACCCCGCGAAGAAAUGA
Molecule: messenger RNA, 1337 nt
Organism: Closterium sp. NIES-65
Lineage: Eukaryota; Viridiplantae; Streptophyta; Zygnematophyceae; Desmidiales; Closteriaceae
Source: the annotation of a GenBank genome assembly